AUGUCGAAUAUUACACAAUGUAAAGAUUUAAGUGAACGAGUUGAUCUAUGUGAAGCAUUACGUAUGUAUUUAAAACCCAUAGCACGUAUUAAUAUAAGUGUACCGAUUCCACCAACAAUGCGUGUUGCUGGUUCCACAAUGUCAACAUGGGAAAUAAUGGAUAAAAUACGUGAAUUAAUUUUACCAGAUGAUUUUGUUUUUUUACGUUUAUUAAAAAGUGCUGGUGAAUUAUAUCGUUUUGAAGGUGAAUUAGAAUCAAAAUCAAUAGCACGUAGUUGUUUAACACGUUUGGAUAAUACACUUAUUCGAAUGGAAUCAACAGGACAUGAAUUUCGUUUACGUGCAGCUGAUGCAAAAUUACCAUAUCCAACAAGAACAGAAUGGGAAACAUUUUUUCGUGAAAGUAAAAGUAUGAAUGAAACAAAGCCAGGUGAGCGUGCAGAUACAAUUCAUAUUGAAGGUUUACCAAUACGAUGGUUUCAGGCAAAACAAACUCCAAUGCAAGCUGUUCAAGUUGCUGCAGCAGCUAUUGGUCCCAGUGGUCUACCUUCAACAUCAACAACUGCUACUAUUGAUGAUAAAGAAAAUAAACCAUCACUUGAAAUACUUCAACAAGUAUUUUCAACAUUUGGUGAAAUACGUUGUUGUGAUAUUCCAUAUCUUGACCCAUUUCGUGGACCAAAUAGUUCGUUAGGCACGAGUGUUCCAUCAGCACAAGAUACAACAUUUGAUGCUUAUGUACAAUAUAGUGAAUAUAUUGGAUUUGUUAAAGCAAUGGAUGCAUGUCGAAAUAUGAAAUUAAUGUUAAUUGAUGAUACAAAUACUGCUCAUACAGCAAAUAUUAAAGUUGAUUUUGAUCGAACAAGACAUUUAUCUGAUCGAAUGAUUAAAAAACGUCGUAUUGAACAAAUGAAAGCAAUGGAAUUAAAUAAAUUAAAACACGCUGAAGCUCAACGACUUAAAGAUGAAGAUGAACGUCGAAAAGAAAUUGAACGAUUAAGAAUUGAAUUACAAGAUGCUGAAGCUGAUGAUUUAACAGGAAGUAAAGAUAUAACUAAAGAUAGUCGACGUCGACAACGAGAAGAAAAACGUCGAGUAAAACGUUUAGAACGUAAACGUCAACAUGAAGAAAAAACUUUAGCAAUGAAAAUAGCAUUAGAAGAACGAAAAAUGUUAAUUGCUCAUCGAAAAUUAGAAUCAAUGAGAUUACUUGAAGAAUUAUUUAAUCGUGUUAAAGUACAAAUAGCUCAACAAGAAUUAAAUAAAAAAGAACGUGAACUUCAAGAAGAACGUUUACGUGGUAUGGAUAUUGAAACAGCAAAUGCAAGUAAUUCAACAACAUUUAUGCCUACUCAAUUAUUACCACAGACAACAACAAAAGAAUAUAAACCAUUAAAUACUACUAGUAAUAAUAAAGAAAUAAUUGAAGCACAAUUAAAUGAAUUACGUAAAGAAUUUUAUCAAAAAGAUGAAACAAUUGAUGAUAUUCUAAGAAAGCGAACAACAAUUAUUGAUCGAAAAGUUUUUUAA
Rotaria sordida is the source of this 1530-nucleotide messenger RNA. Lineage: Eukaryota; Metazoa; Rotifera; Eurotatoria; Philodinida; Philodinidae. The record is from the annotation of a GenBank genome assembly.